AUGGCUGCUCACGUACGCGUCGGCGUCGGCUGCUUCCUGUUCAACUCGAAGCUCGAGUUCGUGACCGGUGUGCGCAAGGGGAGCCACGGUGCAGGCGCGAUCCAGCUUCCAGGCGGGCACCUCGAGAUGGGCGAGUCGCCCGAAGCGUGUGCCGUGCGCGAGGUCGCAGAGGAGACGGGCCUCGUCGUGCGAGAGGACGACGUGCGCUUCCUCACGGCGACAAACGACGUCUUUGCGGCCGAGCGGAAGCACUACGUGACCCUCUUUGUCGCCUGUCGGGUGGACGACGUCAAGCCCGAGGUUCUCGAGCCGGACAAAUGCGAGCGGUGGGAAUGGUGCAGCUGGGAGCACUUGAAGGAGCUCGCGCUCGACCCGGACACCAACUUGUUCCUCCCUUUGCGCAACCUGAUCCUGCAGCGGCCAGAGCUGGACCCUCGAGCCGUCUUUGCAACGCCGACGUGACCGCAACGGG
Messenger RNA from Rhodotorula graminis WP1, 472 nucleotides. RefSeq lists its product as uncharacterized. Gene Ontology annotation, cellular component: cytosol. The transcript has 3 exons. Bases 1 to 462 code for a protein of 153 amino acids. Gene Ontology annotation, biological process: dGTP catabolic process. Gene Ontology annotation, molecular function: 8-oxo-7,8-dihydrodeoxyguanosine triphosphate pyrophosphatase activity. The record is from RefSeq and is a predicted model, not a curated record. Lineage: Eukaryota; Fungi; Basidiomycota; Microbotryomycetes; Sporidiobolales; Sporidiobolaceae.